AUGUUCCGGCUGUGGGGUGGCAUAAGUCGCAAUUUGGGUAGGAGCUUCUCUACAACCCGAAGAUUAAGGUUCCUACCAGGUGCGGCAACCCCAUUCGAACAAGAGGAGGAGCAACGUGAAAGCCAGGGCAAUAGCAGCAAUGGCAGUCGCCAGAUCUUGCUGAAGGCGGGCGAAACAGCGGCCGUGAUGAUUGCUUCGCUAGCACUUCUUGGUCUCGCUGGUUUGUGCUACCAUCGUGGCUAUCUCUGGCACACCCAUCGUAAAGUCUCAAUGGCUUUCGACGGGUGGGACGAGGAUCUGCGAGCGUACUAUAAGGCACGCCAAGCAGCAAGCCUGUGUGAUUGGGUAGAGCGAGACCAGCAGCAGCUUGUUGACGAUAUUGUUUCUGGAAAGCUAAUUGGUAGGUAUUACAUGCUUUUCGGCGAGAAAGGUACGGGCAAAACCUCAAUGAUGCUGUCUGCUCUCGCCAAAGUUGAAAACUUCAAUGUGGUGUCUGUUGAAGCCCACGCCGAUCCUGAAAUUUUCCGAAUUCGACUAGGGAAGGCUCUGAACUUUGAGUUCUUUGAGGACUACCUGGGAUCUUUGUUUUCGAUUCGUGGCCCCCGCGAAAACACAGCCAUCAUGGACAUCGAGCGUGCUCUAACCGUCCUUGAACAGGUAGCCAUUCUUCGCAAAAGAAAGACAAAACGGCCACUGGUUGUUAUUAUCAACAGUGCACAUCUCAUAAGAGAUGACGAGGAGGGGCGAAAUCUUGUGGAGCUACUCCAACAAAAGGCUGAGACGUUGUCAGGCUUGGGUCUAGCCACGGUUGUCUUCAAUAGUGACGACUAUUGGCUCUAUGAGCGACUGAAGAAACUGGGCACGCGUCUUGAUGUGAUUGCUACAGCCGAUUUUUCGCGUUCCCAGGCAAUUCAGCUCAUCAAGUCUUCGCGCGCUCGUUACUUUGGUCAGAAUAUCAGCGACAUUGAAGCUGCUACUGUUUACCACCUAGUAGGUGGACGUGCCCAGCAUAUUGCAGCGGUCACUUUACACAAAGAUAUGAUCCAAGCUUGUCACAAACUCAUAGACAAAGAAAAGCAAUGGUUCCUCAACCAGUGUGGACUAUUGGGCGAGGACAUGGACGACGACGUGAUGGAAAGUGGUAAGUUUUCGACUUCUGCCAUGACACUAGCCCGCGAAAUGGUCCGGAUAUAUAACCACAAUAUCUCCACUGCAUCUCCAAUGUCCGAUGCAGAAGACCCCGUCCCCAAAAUCCCGCUAUGGCGAGCUCGUCAAAUCAUGACUCGUCCGGACUAUAUUCAGGAUUAUGACAAUCUGAACAUUUUCACUCUGGACUCGUAUUCUCGGGUCAAACCUGACUCUAUGGUAAUGAUGCAUGCCUUUAAUGAAAUUGCUUCAAUGCCCGGUUUCGAUGAGCUCCUAGAGGAGACAAUGGACAGAGUCGCUGCCAUCGAGAGCUUGGGCCGGACCCGGGAGAUUGUGCUCAAGGACUUGGUCGAAGGGGGAAAGUACAAGUUCGACGGAAAAUACAUACAAUUGGAAGCACCCGAAGAAAACGAUCAUGAUGACGGUGAUGGCCAUUUACUCCUUGAUGAAGGUGAUAGGUUUUAUUGGAAACGUAGAGUGCCUAAGGGCCUUUUGAACUCGUCGAAACGUCACGAGCCUUCUCAUUGA
Messenger RNA from Wickerhamiella sorbophila, 1674 nucleotides. RefSeq lists its product as hypothetical. The transcript has a single exon. The coding region runs from base 1 to 1674 and encodes 557 amino acids. NCBI's taxonomy places the organism in Eukaryota, Fungi, Ascomycota, Dipodascomycetes, Dipodascales, Trichomonascaceae. The record is from RefSeq and is a predicted model, not a curated record.